Mangifera indica (mango) is the source of this 1244-nucleotide messenger RNA. RefSeq lists its product as uncharacterized. NCBI's taxonomy places the organism in Eukaryota, Viridiplantae, Streptophyta, Magnoliopsida, Sapindales, Anacardiaceae. The record is from RefSeq and is a predicted model, not a curated record. Bases 175 to 948 code for a protein of 257 amino acids. The transcript has 8 exons.
CGAAAGUCUCGGGUUCGGACUUAAAGGGGACUUUUCUUUUGGACGACUGAGAGAGCCACUCUUUGAUUUCUUUAAAUUUCAAACAGAUAUCGCACACCGGAUCGCCAAGCGAAAUCGUAUCAAUCAGAUCGUUAGUGUGCCAGAGCUUGAAUCUCGACAGAUCAGACGGUAAAGAUGACGUCCGAUGCGGCUAUUCAGAAGAUGCAGCUCCGUCAAUCCUACCGAAACGUGUGGCACAGUGACCUUCUCAGCUCCAUUAAACAAGACACUCCUUAUUGCUGCUUUGCGGUUUUCUGUCCCCCAUGUGUAUCUUACUUGCUUCGGAAAAGAGCACUCUACAAUGACAUGUCCAGGUAUGUUUGUUGUGCUGGUUAUAUGCCUUGCAGUGGCAAGUGUCACGAAAGUUCUUGUCCUGAAUUUUGCCUUUGCACUGAGGUUUUCUGCUGCUUUGGAAAUUCAGUGGCCUCUACUCGAUUUCUGUUGCAAGAUGAAUUCAACAUCCAGACAACUCGCUGUGAUAAUUUUAUUAUUGGAUUUAUGAUAUGCCUUCAACAAGUUGCAUGCAUAUUUUCCAUAAUUGCAUGCAUUGUUGGAAGUGAUGAACUUCAGGAUGCUUCUCAGAUUUUGAAUUUAUUGGCUGAUCUAGUUUAUUGCUCGGUUUGUGCUUGCAUGCAGACACAACACAAGAUUGAAUUGGACAAAAGAGAUGGUGUGUUUGGUCCACGACCUAUGGCAGUGCCCGCUGUUCAAGAGAUGUCUCGCAUUGAUCAGCAAUAUCCUCCCUCAGUUGGAUAUCCGCCACAGCAAACUGUAUAUGGACAGCCCUAUCCUCCUCCAGCUCAAAGUUACCCACCACCUGUGCAAAGUUACCCACCUCCUGUGCAAAGUUACCCACCUCCGGCACAAGGCUAUCCUACUUCUUAUCCACCUCCUGGCUAUCCUAGGUGAUUAAAUUUUCUGUUUUACACCCCCCGGGUUUUCUCUCCAAAGUAAUACUUCUGCUGUGUUGCAUUUACUAGUGAACUUCUAAGUCAUAUGAGAUAUUAACUGGGUUUUUGAGCGGAACUGCAUCUCUACAUAACUGUUUACUUGCCAUUAGGCUAUUGUUACAGUAGUAUAUUUGUGUGUUUUCAUAUCAGCAUUGUUGGUUAAACAGAACAUAAUUGUUAUCCAAGUAAUGCUAUAUGUACUUAAAAUGAGUUUCAAUUUGAAUAUCAAUGAUAAUGUGUUUAAGUGUUACUUUA